Messenger RNA from Clupea harengus (Atlantic herring), 7872 nucleotides. It is a transcript of the gene nfkb1, whose product is annotated as nuclear factor of kappa light polypeptide gene enhancer in B-cells 1. The coding region runs from base 3073 to 6027 and encodes 984 amino acids. Gene Ontology annotation, biological process: regulation of DNA-templated transcription; signal transduction. Gene Ontology annotation, cellular component: NF-kappaB p50/p65 complex; cytoplasm. The transcript has 25 exons. Gene Ontology annotation, molecular function: protein binding; RNA polymerase II cis-regulatory region sequence-specific DNA binding; DNA-binding transcription factor activity, RNA polymerase II-specific. Lineage: Eukaryota; Metazoa; Chordata; Actinopteri; Clupeiformes; Clupeidae. The record is from RefSeq and is a predicted model, not a curated record.
CCCCCCCCCCUCCCCUCCCCUAAUAUCUCACCUUUAUGUUCUUUAUAUCUCCAUCUUCCUCACUCAAGAUGGAAAAAGAUGAAAUCAUUUUAUUUGUUGGUCUCCACGCGGGGAUGACCUUGCAAGCAGCACUUUUUUUUUUUUUUCUCCCUCCCUCCAUAGUUCAUUUUUGCCGAAGACGCCCCCCUUGGGACUGAGCUAUCCACGAAGCAUGUAUGUGGACCUGGCCACAGCCACUUGUUAAUGGGGGGGGGGAAAUGUAGAAAUCUGACAAAAACAACGGCAGUAAAAACCGAAAGAAAUGCAAGGAGAAAAAGAAAACACCCAAUCGCUUCAGCAGCUGGGACCGACACAAGGUGCAAAAUCCCGACCUGGGACUGUCUCCCGUUGUCGUACCUGUUCCGUUUGGGAUAACCUCCGGGUUGGUGCUCCAGUAUUAUAAUGUUGUGAGCUUCUACAAUAGCAAUCAUGAACGAUGAUCUGUGAAAGAAAAUAAAAAUUCUCGCUCAUAACUGACUGUUUCUGAGGCAGACAAGAGCUGCUUGUCUUAUUAUAUCAGCAGAUAAGGAAAAGAAAAAUAUAUAUUUUAUGCAUGUGAAUUAAAAGUUAAAAAGGAAAAAAAAUAUGGUUGUAUGUUCUGCUGAAAUGUGAUGUCUGCAGAUAGGAGAGUUGGAGGAGAUCUUCACUUGUCCACUUUUUUUGUUACUCCUGUUGCUGUCUCCCCCCCCACCCCCACCCCCCUUAUGUUGUUGUGUUUCCUGUUGUUUUAAGAUCCCAGGAGCUCUUAGUUCAUCUGUCCUCCUCAACACUGUCCUCUUUGCACUGAAUAGUCAAUUCAAAAAAUUUGGGACGACUGAUCAACUAAUAGCUCUUCCUUUUGGUUUUUAUUUUUUUUUCUCAAUAAAGUUGCAAAAAAGCGAACAAAAUAAACGUGGUAACCUGGUGCAGUUUGUCUGAAAGACAUGUUAUUCUGAUCUUUUCUGUUGGAUCAACAAAAAGGGUACAUUUUUUGCUCUGGGAAACCAAUGACCUUUUUUUGUGAUUACAUUGGAUUGUUUCUUUUUAGAUGGUACAUAAUAUGUGUGCUGUUGAUUAUACCAGAUGGCAGUCUCUUACUGGACACUUCUAGUUCAUUAUAUGCUUACCCACAUCUUGUGGAGGUUUUCAAUAAAGAUCACUUUUUUUCCAUUCAAAAAUAGUGAGAUGGGUCUUCGGAGUGUUUUUGUAAGUGAUCGUUUGUGUUUUAACACCAAAAGUGGGUUCACUGCAUUUAGGUUAGAAACUAGAAAAAAAUAUUUUAAUUUUUUUUUUUUAUAGUUUUGGUGGGGGGAAAAUAACACCCAACAUGAUGGCAAUUAUGAUGGUUAAUGUCAGCCAUCUAACUUAACCAUAAAUGGCUUAACUUGGACCACGCUCCAAAACUGACUGUUUCGGUGAUCCACUACUGCUGAUUCCCUCCAGUAGAUAUGCUUUUGCCCAGCUGAUGUGAAUCAUAUUUUGUGUAUCUCAUGCGUGCUACUUUCUUGCGCAUAGCAGGUUCCUGUCUAUCUAGUACCGCACCUCACGCCAACUGAAGCAGCACGUGCAAAGAAUAGCAGCAGCUCUCUCUGCCCUGAAGGCUCUCAACAACUGCACAACUAUUCAUAGCCCUCCUAAUGAUAGCACCCCUCCUUCAAGAGGAAUGCCCCCCCCUCUCCCAAUGCCACCUCGUCUCUGUUACCCACCACCCGCCCUUAUUUCAAAGACCUGGCUGGGACGUGAGGAGAGCUCCAUACUGCCUGACACGGGGGCCCAGGUGUAGGUGAGGCAUGUGGAAGUGUGGCAAAGAACCAGACUGAGAAGCUUCACGUUGGUGUCAGUUGCUAUUCUGCGUUCCACCCUCAGGGUCAGGGGGAAGCUGUUGUGAGUUAUGACCAACUUUUGAGACUAAUUUGAAGCAGGUGGUUGGUCACUUUGGACAGAGACAUGGUUUAACCUCAAGCAGUUAGUUGAACACUCAACAAGGUUUUUGAUUAUAAGACUAUAAUUGCGGUAACAUUUGUAGUCAUUGAAAACCUAAUGAUAUCAGAAGAUAAGAUACAUUUUGGCUGAUUCACCUGACAGAUUUGCAAAUGGGAAAUCAUUUAAAAUAUAGAUAUAUUUUAAGGAAUCUGUCCCUAUCCCUAUUAAGACAUAAAUUAGGAUCUUUAGGAUUAUAAAUUCUACUCUUAUUUUGAAAUGUUUGUCUUGUUCGUCCUCCAUGUUUACACGAUCAUAUUAGCCUUGUUAAUCGUAGGGUAAAUAUAACCAAGAUAAAGCCUUUGUUUGAGUAAACGUCAAUUAGCGUGAGUCAGAUUUUUUUUCCAUUCAUGGUGCGUCUAUUUUCACACUAAGAUAUGUUUCAGUUAAAACCUCUCUGCUACGUCGCUAUAAAUUAGGUUAUCAAGUAGAGCUAAUACAAAAGUGAGAAGUCUGACGAGAUUCCCCCGUUUAGUAAGUUUCACUGGUAUGGGAGAUAUGAGGGUUGGCCACAAGAGGGCAGGUUUGCGAGAUUAUGUUGUGAAUGUUACAUGCUAGUUCAUUUCACGUUGCGUUACGUCACAGGGAAUUUCCAGUAAGGAAGUCAAGUUUUCUGUACAAACACCGCUCGAUCCUGACAUUAUCUAUUGUGUCAGGCACUUUGUGAAAUUCAUUAUACCUUCGCACGGAUUUGAUGCAUCUAGACCUCGGUGUUUUAGCUGUAAUCCAUCGGAAUUGUUGAUGCAAAUGACUUUGACAGACUCAUGCUGACGCGCUGUCCGAUUUGGCGAGCUUAGUGACUUUGCUGCGGCAUGGCGCAAUAAUUAGCCAAAGUAGAUUCUGAUUUUGAGUUUGGGUUGACUGCAACUUUUAUGUUGAUCCUGGAUAUAGGACUGUAACUCAGAAAGCGAAGUAUCAGUCUUGUCUGUGACAUGGAAUUCGUCGAUAAUGCAUCAGGUCAAAGCCAGUGAUGUCACCAAAAGAUCGCCAAGAUGAGGCACUAAAUUGACGUGUUGCUAUUAUUGCUAUUUUUGAAAGAAACCUUUAGUAUUGCAUCUCUACGUUUUUAGAAUCAUGGCCGAAGACGCUUCAUACCUUCAUCCACAGUUUUAUGACGCUUAUAGCUUAGAGCCCAGCUGGAUCGACCUAGAACCUCCUGUGAACCUCCCUAACAUGUCAUACUCCAACAGCCUGAGAAUAGUUGAUGGACCUUUCGUUCAGAUUGCAGAGCAACCUAAACAAAGGGGCUUCAGGUUUCGCUAUGGCUGUGAGGGCCCGUCUCACGGGGGCCUCCCAGGGGCCUCUAGUGAGAAGAACAGGAAGACGUACCCUCAAGUGAAGAUCUGUAAUUACCAGGGUCCGGCUCGUGUGGUCGUGCAGCUGGUCACCAACUCCAAGGACCCCCACCUGCACGCUCACAGCCUGGUGGGCAAGCAGUGUGAAAAGGGCAUCUGCAUCGCCGAGCUGCCACCCAAAGACAACACCAUGAGUUUUCCUAACUUGGGAAUCCUGCACGUGACCAAGAAAAAUGUGACCAAGGUCUUGGAGGAGCGGAUGACAGAGGCCUACCGGAUGGGCUACAACAACGGGGUGGUCAUCCACCCGGAUAUCGACGCGUGUCAGGGGGAGGUGCGCCUGCCCCGCGAACUCACAGAGCACCAGAAGAGCCUCGUUGCCACAGCAGCAACACACCAAUCUAAGGAGAUGGACCUGAGUGUGGUGCGCCUCAUGUUCACCGCCUUCCUGCCGGACAGCGACGGGGGGUUCUCACGCAGACUGGACCCGGUGGUGUCCGAGCCCAUCUACGACAGCAAAGCCCCUAACGCCUCUAACCUGAAGAUAGUGCGUAUGGACCGCACAGCGGGCUGUGUGACCGGAGGGGAGGAGGUCUACCUCCUGUGUGACAAAGUCCAGAAAGAUGACAUUCAGGUGCGCUUCUAUGAAGAGGGUGAGAAUGGCCUUACUUGGGAGGCAUUCGGUGACUUCUCACCUACUGACGUCCACAGACAGUUUGCUAUCGUCUUCAAGACCCCAAAGUACCGAGACUUGAACCUUCAGAAGCCAACCUCUGUAUUUGUUCAGCUGAAGAGGAAGUCCGACAACGAAACAAGUGAACCCAAGCCAUUCACCUACCACCCACAGAUCAUAGAUAAGGAGGAGGUCCAGAGGAAGAGGCAGAAGACGCUGCCUAAUUUCCAGGACUACAGCGGCCCGGGUGGAGCAGGGGGGAUGUACCGGGGCGGCGGAGGAGGAGGACCGGCCACAGGAGGGGGCCCCGGCACGGGAGGAGGAGGAGGAGGAGGAGGAGGUUCCUUUUACCACGGCUACUCCACCUUCCCGAACUACACCUCUGGCUACACAUUCUCCGCAGGCAUGGGGGGAGGUGGGACGAACAUCAAGCAUGGAGCCACUCGACCUCACCUGGAGGAGGAGGACGGCGAUAACGACUGCGAUGCAGGCGGUGAUGAAGAUGACGAAGGCGAUGAUGAUGACCCUGCCUCAGGGGGUGAAGUUCAGCCUGCUAGCCAGACAGAAAUGGGCAUCACAGGGGACACGAACAAGGCGCAAGGGGCUUCUGUAGAAGAGGGGGCGGAGGAGUCGCAGGCCGAGACGGACAGAAUGGACCUAGUGCGUCUGCUGGAGUCCCGAAUGGCAGACUUGGCCGAGAGGCACGCGUUUGCUCUGUUCCAGUACGCCGUCUCUGGAGACCCGUGCUCGUUGCUGGCUCUUCAGCGCCCCCUUAUGACCGCUCAGGACGAGGACGGAGACACUGGGCUUCAUCUUAGUGUAAUCCACAGUCAGACAGACUCAGUCAGGAGUUUGACUCAAGUCAUCAGUGCCCUUCCAGGAGAGGACGUGGUCAACAUGAGGAAUGAUCUCUACCAGACCCCCUUGCAUCUGGCAGUGAUCACGCAGCAGAGGGAAGCUGUGGAUGCCCUCCUGGUGGCCGGGGCCGACGCUAGCCUCACCGAUCGCCACGGAAACACGGCCCUGCACCUGGCUGCCCAGCAGAGGGAAGGGGACAUGGUGGCCCAGAUGCUGCGGCACCACGAGGUGGCAGAGCUGGCGGACGUGCCCAACUCCAUGGGCCUGUGUGCUCUCCACCUGGCUGUGCUGGCCAACAGCCUGCAUGCGGUGCGGUCGCUCCUGGAGGUUGGGGCCAGCGCUGAAGUGCAGGAGCUCAGCAGUGGACGCACGCCGCUUCACCUGGCCGUGGAACAGCAGAACAUCUCGCUCAGCGGCUGCCUGCUACUGGAGGGCAAUGCUGACGCAGACUCCUGCACUUACAACGGCUCCACUCCCCUCCACAUCGCAGCUGGCCGCGGCUCCGUCCGUCUCAGCGCGCUCCUAAUGGCCGCAGGCGCAGACCCUCAUAAGGAAAACUUUGAGCCGGUCUACUUCAGGGAAGACGAGGGUACAGUUGAGCAGGCCAGGGAUGAUGAGGACGACGAAGGCUUCAUCCCUGGUACCACUCCCCUGGACAUGGCCGCCUCCUCAGAAGUGCGAGAAAUACUGAGUGGGAAGGAGUACCAGCCAGAUAGUAGGCCGAUCCCCGUCCUGACGCAAGGAGACAUGAGGAGCCUAGGCCCUGAGGUGAAGACUGCUCUGUGUGAAGCUCUGGAGGAGCACCAGGGCGGCUGGGAGAGCCUGGCUCACUCGCUGGGGCUGGGCGUCCUCACCACCGCAUUCAGACUCAGCCCCUCCCCCGCGGGCACUCUGCUGGACAGUUACGAGGUGUCAGGGGGCACCGUUCACGAGCUGCUGGAGAGCCUGAGGGAGGUGGGCAACUGCAGUGCCCUGAGCGUGCUCCAACACCACCGCCCGCAGCCUUCUCCUUCCCCCACAGAGGCAACGCACAUCAUGGGGCUGUCUGAGGACCUGCUGGGCCUGAAGCUGGCCGGACCCGAGGAGGGCGGCGUGUGCGACAGCGGGGUGGAGACCUCCUUCCAUAGGACCAGCCUCAGCCUGAACGAGUCCCUGGGCAGCCGCCUGGAGCUGCCUGAAGCCGCCCAGCAGGCCGUGGCCUAGAGCCAGGGCCCCAAACCAAGCCACUGGACCCACCAUCCCACCCACCAUCACCCCCUUGAGCUCGACGCCACCGCUGCCACCACCACCGCCGCCAGCCAGCCAGCUAGCCGAACAGCCGGCCGGCCACCAGCCUCAGUGCAACAGGCCCGACGGGACGCGCUGAUGAAUGGUGACCCUCUGGUUGAUGAAUGGUCCUGGGUCAGACCACACUGAAACACUCCACUCCAACUCAGCCCAGUUGGUUGGCAUGUAUUAUUGGAUGCCCAUGACAUCCCACCCCUCCCAACCCAAAUAUAAUAUGUUCAUAUAAUAGCUUGCCAAGGUCCUUACGGACAGAGGCUACUUUGACAGACACUUCUUUGGAGUUGUGUAUGCACCAUUAUAAUCUCUUCGUUGCUUUGUUAUGAAAACAUUUGUCCUCUUUCUCUUAGUUUUAUUUUCUCUUUUCUCUUUUCUCUUCUGGUGAGGGGGGAACCCCACUUAUUUCCUGUAUACCAACUGAUGACUAAGCUAUGUUUUUUUUUCUUUUUUUUCUUAUUGACUCUAUUUGAAUUUCUAGAAAGUCUCAACCCAGGGGUCUGUCUAGGAAACGCCUCCUUUCAAAUCAUGGCUGACAUUUAUGGCCAGUGGCCUGUCGUAGUAAUUGCGCCCUUGUUGAGUGAUACAUCAAGGUCAUGUCUAAAGCUUCUGCACUUCUGUGGCUUCCGAAACUAAAUAUGGUCGCGUCUGCUCUCCAGAGGGCUACUUUCUAGAAAUGUUUUUUUUUUUUUUUUUCGACUUGGCAAGGCAUCUGUUGCCUUCCUCACUGAGGGCACCAAAGUCUCCCAUUAGCAUUUUCGACUCUAGAUGUUUCUCAUCCCAGAUGGCUGCUGAGGCUGAACCGGCUCUGGCACGGAUCCGGCACAGAUCCGCUCAAGGACCGGCUGUCUUCUGAGUGGUUAACGCACAGGUCGACGACUUCCGGCUGAACUAGAAAUAGAUGCGUGCGGUGUUGUUGAUGACGAUGUCAGAGAGGACGGAGAAAUGACAACGGGAGCAGGAUAUCAUUAUUGUUAGUUAUAUGGCGACGGAGUUUUAAUUUUUUUUUUCAUUGUUUUGUUUAUUUGUUUGUUUUUCCUGCCAGCCGCUUAUUCCCGCCUCUGUAUGACACAUUUUCAUAAGCUGUGAGUUUGGGGGUGGGGUGUCGGUCUAUACAAAUACUUUCUGUAUUUGAAAUGAAGAGGCUUGAACUAGGUGCUGGAACUGAUCUCAUCCGCUGUGUCAAUCGUGAUGAUUGACUGAAGCAUAUCCAGUCAGUCAUAACAGACUGAUUGACUGACUGAUAAAUGAUAUAUGCCUUUUUCCAUGCCUAUAGUGGGGCUUCCGGGAGGGGAUGCGACGGGGACGGUGCUGUUAUUCCACUUGUCAGAUCAUUAAAACCUGUGUUUAUUUUGUUUUACUUUAAUUUCAUUUUUUUUUUAAUUGCUCCAUAUGUUUCAUUCCCUGUGGACGUGGUCUCCGAAGGGCUAUGUUUUUUUUUUUUUUUAAGCACUCCAAUCCAGAGUUAACAUCGGCCGCAACGAAACACUUUCAUCCCUCUGGCUUUCUGAGUUUUCAGAUGUCUAUUUGUAUACGACAUCCAAGCAUUGUAAAGUUAUUUUAUAGAGUUUUGUGUAUUGUGUGUUUUGUUUGAGAGCAACAGAACCAAUUGAUGAACCAAACCAAAGGUUUGAUAGGCACUGUGUUGUUUGUUAGGGUAGUAUUUAUGUCUGUACCCUGUGUAACAGUGUUGUACAGAGGAAAAAAAGUCUGCUUUUUAAUUGGUUUUAUUGUUAUACUUUUUUUAUAAUAAAAAUGCUAAUUGCA